UAUUAAAAUUUUCAAAACAAUGCCUAGAUAAAAACUCUGUUGUCGACAAAAAAAUCAAAACUCCGGUCUAUAGUCGCGACGGAGAAAGGUUCUACUUGCUACAGCUUCACCGGUCGGGUCAACACAGUCGGGUCGGGUCAAACAUUGCUGGGUUGUGUCAAUUAAAGUUCUGCUUUGAGAAUUUUGACUUCAAUUUUGUCGCGGUUUCGUCGAAUUGAUCGGAUUGAAUGGAGAAGUCCGUCGUCGUAGUCCGCCGCGAAACCAACGGAGACGACGUCGAGGGACGAGAAGCCCUCUUCGCACAGCUCAAAGCUCUCUCCUUGGAGCUUCUAAGCCUCUCGCAAACCUCUCAAAAGGAUCCGGCCAUGAUCCCUGAGCUGCUCAGCCUCCUCCGCCGUGCUCCUCCGUCGUCUCUGCAGUCCUUCUUCCACUACACUUUGUUCCCUUUGCUUCUUCUGCUAGACGCUGCAGUAGCUUGCAGGAGUGAAGGAGGAGGUGUUGUUGUUCCUUACAGAGUGAGUGAUAAAGUAGCUGAAGGUGUAGUCUCUUGUCUCGAGGAGCUUCUAAAGAAAUGCCACGUCGGAUCCGUUGAUCAGAUGUUUGUGAUUAUGAAGAAGUUGACUAGUGGUGCUGUUUUGACGCCGUCUGAGGCCUCUGAGGAGUUUCGUGAAGGGAUCAUCAGAUGUUUCCGAGCGAUGAUCUCUGGUUUGGUUCCAUGUUCUGAUGAUUCCUGCGGAUGUAAGGGGACUCUUGGCUGGCCUCAGCUGUCGGAUAGAGGAGAUUGUCAGACUCGGAAGGUUUCAGAGUUUGGUUUAGAAACGACGGGAGAAUGCUUGGUGGCGUUUCUUCAGUCUCACUCUGCUUUGGCUGCUGUGGGUCAUUGGCUUUCCAUUCUUCUCAAAGUGGCUGAUGCUGAGGCUUCACGAGGACAUAGAGGAAGUGCACACCUUCGAGUUGAGGCCUUUAUGACCUUACGAAUACUUGUGGCUAAGAUUGGUACUGCUGAUGUGUUGGCAUUUUUUCUACCUGGUGUUGUUAGCCAAAUGGCCAAAGUGUUGCAUGUUUCAAGAGCAAUGAUUAGCGGAGCUGCAGGAAGCGUUGAUGCAUUGGACCAAGCAAUUAGAUGUUUAGCCGAGUUUCUCAUGAUAGUCCUUGAUGAUGAGGCUAAUUCAUCGGCUCUCGGUAUUUAUGAUGAUGAUGAUGAUACUAAGCUGCAGAAGCAUGAAUCUGCACACUCAGUUUUGGACGAACUUCGUUCUCUAACAACAAAAUCUCAAGGGCAGAGGACAGAAACUACAAGCCAAGAGAUUGUUAAAAUCAACAAUGGACAAGAAAAAUCGAGUCAGAAACUGAGUGGUGACUCCUUUCGUAUUGAACGUACAAAGGAAUGGUUAGAGAACACAACAUGUCACGUGAAUAAGCUCUUGUGUGAGACGUUUCCUCAUAUUCUUAUUCACCCAGCUGGAAAAAUUAGAUGGGCGUUUCUAGCAGCAAUACGUGGACUGCUAUCUAAGAGCCCUUGUUCAUUAAAGGGUGCCAGGCUAGUGAUGUUGGAAUGCGUAUGUACUCUGGUUGUUGAUGACUCUGAUGAAGUCUCUGUAGCAGCUCAGGAAACUCUCGACCACUUAUUCUCUGAACGUACAAAGUAUCAAGUAGAGAGCGACAUAAGCAAGAUUUUUACCAGACUACUGGAGAGGCUACCAAAAGUGGUUUUGGGGAAUGAGGAAUUGCCUGCACUUUCGGUUGUGAAGCAGUUACUUGUGGUCACUUAUUACUCUGGUCCUCAGUUUCUGGCGGAUCAUCUUCAGUCUCCAAUAACAGCUAGCAGAUUCCUGGAUACAUUUGCUCUCUGUCUGAGCCACAAUUCAGCAUACACUGGCUCUCUUGAGAAGCUCAUCGCAGACAGGCCUACUUCAUCGACCGGUUACCUCCCUUCCAUCACAGAAUUAAAAGUGACCAGUCGCAGCCACGCUGAAUCAGAUCAAGGAAAGCUGGAGAUAUCACAGACCAGUAGCUUUGUGUUACCUCGAAUGCCACCUUGGUUCUCUUAUGUUGGUAGUCAGAAGCUCUACGAGAUGCUCGCUGGUAUCCUUAGACUUGUAGGUUUAUCCUUAAUGGCAGGACCUGAAAACGAUGGCAGUUUAGCAGUCAUCCUGGACAUUCCUUUGGGGUUUUUCCGUAGAUUGGUUUCAGAAGUUCGUGUAAAAGAGUACAACGGAGAAGACUGGGAAACAUGGUGUAAUCGAACUGGUUCAGGACAGUUAGUACGCCAGGCGGCAACUGCUGCUUGUAUCUUGAACGAGAUGAUUUUUGGUCUAUCAGAACAAGCAACUGAUGCUCUCUCAAGACUGCUUCGGAAGAAGUCAAGAAAGGGAAGAGACAACAAACUCUCCUGGGAAGUCUCAUGGAACAAACGUGCAAAGACUCAUCUGAUCGAUUGCGUUGGUAAAAUCUUGCACGAGUACCAAUCUUCUCAAGUGUGGGAUCUCCCAGUGAACCAAACCGAUCCCACCGAUGUUGAACAUAUUAGUCUGCAUUUCUUAAGGGACACUGCAAUGCUACACCAAGUUAUAAUAGAAGGAGUCGGUGUGUUUUCGUUGUGCCUUGGGGAAGAUUUUGCUUCGAGUGGGUUUCUUCACUCUUCGCUUUACCUCCUGCUUGAGAGUCUUACGUGUUCAAGCUUCCAAGUUAGAAACGCUUCUGACGCUGUCUUACGUCUUCUUGCUACCACCUCUGGCCAUCCCACUGUAGGGCAUCUGGUUGUAGCAAAUGCAGAUUAUGUUGUUGACUCUAUUUGUCGUCAGCUGCGCCAUCUGGAUCUUAAUCCUCAUGUUCCAAGUGUUCUUGCUGCUAUGCUUUCUUAUAUAGGAGUUGCCCAUGAAAUAUUGCCUUUGUUGGAGGAACCGAUGCGAUUGGUUUCUCAAGAGCUAGAGAUUGUUGGUAGACAGCAUCAUCCAAAUCUAACUCUACCCUUCUUGAAGGCUGUUGUUGAGAUUGUCAAAGCAUCUAAGAACGAGGCUUGUCUAUUACCAGACCAAGCCAAGUCAUAUAGUGACCAGGUUAAGACCAAAGCAUCUGAUGCAAUAACAUCGGCGCAAGAGAAGGGUUCAAAUUCCGAGGAUAAAUUUAAUGAAGAAGAAUGGGAACACAUACUGCUUGAACUGAAUCGUUCUAAAAGAUACAGACGCACAGUUGGAUCGAUCGCCUCUUCUUGUUUAGUUGCAGCCACACCUCUCCUUGCAUCAUCAAAUCAAGUUUCAUGCUUGGUUGCUCUCGAUAUAAUCGAGGAAGGAAUAGUGACACUGGCUAAAGUGGAGGAAGCUUAUCGAGCUGAGACAGAAACUAAAGAGACGAUGGAAGAAGUCAUUGAGUUUGCUUCACUCUAUCAGCUUAAAGACUACAUGAAUGCCACCGACGAUGGAGCAGAUGAAAACCGUCUCUUACCUGCUAUCAACAAAAUAUGGCCAUUCUUUCUUGCUUGCAUAAGAAACAGAAAUCCUGUGGCUGUAAGGAGAUGCUUGAAUGUGAUAACCAGAGUCAUUCAAACAUCUGGAGGAGACUUCUUCUCACGUCGUUUCCGCAACGAUGGCCAAGACUUCUGGAAGCUUUUAACAACAUCUCCCUUCCACGUUAUGACGCCAAAACACCUCCGAGAAGAGAACAAAUCAGUUCUCAGGCUUCCUUACAGAACCAUUUCUGAGUCAGCCUCUUCUUCCAUUGCUGAAGUUUCCAGCUUGAAAGUGCAAGCUGCACUUCUCAACAUGAUCGCUGAGCUUUCCAGAGACAAACGCUGUGCUUCAGCUUUAGAUGCAGUUUUGAAGAAAGUUGCAGGCUUGGUCGUUGGGAUAGCGUGCAGCGGCGUAACAGGGUUAAGAGAAGCGGCUUUGAAUGCUUUGAGAGGUUUGGCUUGCGUUGAUUCUGAUCUCAUUUGGAUUCUCUUAGCAGAUGUGUAUUAUUCUCUCAAGAAGAAGAGAGAUUUGCCUCUUCCACCUUCUCCUGAGUUUCCGGAUAUAUCAACGGUUUUGCCUCCACCACCUGAAGAUUCUCCGGGGAGGUUUCUGUAUGUUGAGUACGGUGGUCGGAGCUAUGGUUUUGAGUCGGAGUUUAGCUCCGUUGAGAACAUCUUCAAGAAAAUGCAGUCUCUUGUCUUUGCAGAUCAAAUGCGUUGUUCAUAACGCUGCUUGUAAAAACUUUUUCUUUCCCCGCGUCAACAUUUGACACUGAUUUGUUACUUAUUUCAUUGAAGAUUUUGUAGAAGGGCAUGCAGUAAAUUGUUAAAAGUUAAAAAGGGUGUUAGAUUGUGUUAAUGUUAAAAAAAAAAUGGGGAGAUGUGAGAUAUGCAAGAUAGUACAGGGACUUAAAUGAAAUCAUGAUCUCUUCUUGCUUCUUUGUACAUUUGGAGGCAAGUAAUAAAAUACCCAAUGUUAUAAGAAAAAAUUGGUGUCUAGGCACCCUUACUCGUGAUAAAACCUAAACAAACAAAACUAUUAAAAAAAAAAAUCAAUCUAGGCAUUCAAAACAUCUAAUUGCCACAUUGAGUAAUACAUUUUACAAUUGCGGAACUUGUUAGAUAGAUUGUUGUUUAGAGACUUGUUCGUUGCCGGUCUAAGACACAGCUACACAUAAGUUGCUGAGGAACUAUCCCAUUGGUCCUUGUGUAAACCAAACAUGGUACGAGACAUUUUGAACAUUGUUUAAACGAGUGAAAAGAAAACAGAUUCUAAACAAGGUCUCGAGUUUUAACAAGUUCCAAAAGUUUACAUAAGCGAGAACCACAGCUUUUUGUCCAACUAGGCAGAAAAGCAAAAGAUAGUAUUGAGAUUCAAAGCCAGGUUUGUUGAGCGGCCCAAGUGAAAGUUUACUCGACUUCAGCCAAGUAAUCGUCAAUCUCUGCCGGUGUUAGUACCCU
This is a messenger RNA of Brassica napus (rape), 4909 nucleotides long. RefSeq names its product TELO2-interacting protein 1 homolog. Gene Ontology annotation, biological process: chromatin remodeling. Lineage: Eukaryota; Viridiplantae; Streptophyta; Magnoliopsida; Brassicales; Brassicaceae. The transcript has 14 exons. The coding region runs from base 228 to 4175 and encodes 1315 amino acids. The record is from RefSeq and is a predicted model, not a curated record. Gene Ontology annotation, cellular component: cytoplasm.